CCAAUGAGAUUUCGGCAACCUGACGCCUCCGUUCAGUUUCCUGCCGAGGUCGCCAGUCGAAAGAAAUUGUUCCAACUUUUCCUUCGUUUUGUGCGGUGCCGGCGAGCCCUCCUCCCCCGCUGCGAAGUUCAUGACGGUAGCCCACGGUGACACGUUACCGCCGCUCGUCAUGCCCGUCCCAGCCGAGCGCCGCCCGAGCUCCGCCGCGGCCUGCGCGUCCCCGGGCUCGCUUACUCCGCCCGCCCCGAUCAACGGGCAGCAGCCCGGCGUGGCCACGUCGCUGCUGUACAGCGGCUCCCAGUUUCGGGGCCACCAGAAGAGCAAAGGCAACGCCUACGACGUGCAUGUUGUUCUGCAGCAUGUGACUCCGGAGGACUCGUAUUUGUGCGGAUAUCUGAAGAUCAGCGGCCUGACUGAGGAGUAUCCGACGCUCACCACAUUUUUUGCGGGUGAAAUCAUAAGUCGAAAGAGGCCUUUUUUAACGAGGAAGUGGGACGCUGACGAGGACGUGGACAGGAAGCACUGGAGCAAAUUUCAGCCGUUUUAUAAAGUUGCCAAAAGCUUCAACUCGGACGACUUUGACUAUGAGGCGCUGGAAAACAGCGAUUACGUUUUCAUGAGAUGGAAGGAGCAGUUCCUUGUUCCCGAUCACACCAUCAAGGACAUCAGCGGGGCGUCGUUUGCAGGCUUUUACUACAUCUGCUUCCAGAAGUCCACGGCCACUAUUGAGGGUUACUACUACCACAGGAGCUCGGAAUGGUAUCAGUCACUCAACCUGAGCCAUGUCCGAGAGCACAGUAUGUCCAUUUAUGAAUUCCGCUGAACAAGAUGCCGCGCAGGUGUUUGUCAAGGAGGGGUCGGCUCAUGCGGCUCACGCGGCUCAUGCGGCUCUGCUCUUAAACGGGAUGCAAAAAAAGACACAAAUCAGGCCGAAGAGGGAGCCGCUCUCUGCGCAGAACGGCGCCCGGAGCCCACUCGGCAUCCCCACGCUCGCUCCUGUGGAAGACUCAAACGAAGACCAGAAGACCAUCGGGCACGAAGAACUGGUCUCGCAGUGACGGAAAGACGCCAUGUUCGCCUUUAAUUUGUCGUCAUGGCUUGAGUUGGUUUUAUAUUUUACAUGAUCGACUUUUACUCGCACAAACACAACUUUGCCUUGGAGUUGACGGUAGCGAGCCAUCAGAAGACGUUUUCAGUCAAAUCACAGUUUAUUUUUUCCUCCUUUCUUCGCCCCUCUCUGAUAGGCAAUAUACAAGAACACGAUUUGUGUGGAAAUAUCAAUCAACAACCAUCAUGUGCCAUUGAUGAUCAAUAACUUAGUCUGUCCAAAUUGUCUACAAUUGAUACAGCAAAUAGUUUUACAAUUGCUUCAACUGUUUUUGUUGUACCCUAUGCAAGCUUAAGUUCCUUUUGAAAUCAUUUUGUACAAAAGUGAACUGUGGAAAAACAUGUUCGAAGAUGCCUUUUAAAAAAAACUAAUAAUAAUAAUAAUUGAUAGCACCAUUUUGAAAUUCUAUAAUGCAAUGUCACUUUCCAGUUGCAUCAUUGUUUUUGAGCCGCGGAACUUAUUGGCACAUCGAUAAUGUGAGUGUAAAGCAAUUUUACUCCAGUUGGUGCAUCCGCAUGGCAAGCAAUUGCAAGCAGCAAACAAUGGCUGUCCGGCUGGGAAGAAGACGUAGAUCGAUCUCUUCAGUGCUCUGAAAGCUGCACUUAAACAAGAUUUGGCUCGGAUUGUAUUUGGAAAAAUGAAAGCAUCUGGGACGAGCUGAUGGUUUCAUACUUUUUAUAAAAGUGUAAUGAAUUUAAAAAAAUAUUUCCAACUUCCUGGUGUCUUGCAACACAAUGCAUUUUCUUUUCUUCAGAAUUUGAAAAUAUUGCUGCAAUUCUAACUGGUAGCAGAAUGCACAUUUCGUUGACAUAACACCACAUUGCAAAAUGGCGGAUUAACCUGUAGCAAGUUUGAGAAUAAACUAAAACACGAA
Messenger RNA from Phyllopteryx taeniolatus (common seadragon), 1982 nucleotides. RefSeq names its product GID complex subunit 4 homolog (gene gid4). Gene Ontology annotation, cellular component: extrinsic component of membrane; GID complex. The transcript is spliced from 6 exons. Gene Ontology annotation, biological process: negative regulation of gluconeogenesis; protein targeting to vacuole; protein catabolic process in the vacuole. The record is from RefSeq and is a predicted model, not a curated record. NCBI's taxonomy places the organism in Eukaryota, Metazoa, Chordata, Actinopteri, Syngnathiformes, Syngnathidae. Bases 131 to 823 code for a protein of 230 amino acids.